UUGAGACUUUGUCGAGGCAAUGUAGGGUAAUUAAUGCAUUCAUUUGGUAAUAAAACAAACUUUAUUUAUUCUUCUAUGAAUUUCCUUCUUGCAAGGUACAUUUACAAAAGUGGAGCUAACAUAAUCUUUGGUAUCAGAAUCUUUGUAUGCUAAAUUGAAAAUGAAAGGUUAUCACCAGCUGACAUUGGUUCUGUUGAUCGUGGAUUUUUCCGUUUUACAUCUUGUGCUAGCUCAAGACCAAUCAGGUUUCAUCAGCUUAGACUGUGGGUUACCCCCUAAUGAGUCUCCAUAUAAUGAAUCCUCAACUGGCUUAACAUUCUCAUCUGACGCUGAUUUCAUCCAAAGUGGAAAAGGCGGUCAAAUCGGUAAAGAUUGGGAUUAUGGUUUCAAGCAGUAUAAUGCCUUGAGAUAUUUUCCAGAUGGAAUACGAAACUGUUAUAAUCUAAGUGUCAACCAGGGCAUCAACUAUCUAAUUAGAGCUGGGUUUGCAUAUGGAAAUUAUGAUGGCCUUAGCAUCUAUCCCAGAUUCGAUAUAUACAUCGGGCCUAAUUUGUGGACAUCGGUGCAUACGUUCAGCCAAAAUGACAUUGAGAUCAUUCACACGGCAAGGUCAAACUUCUUGCAGAUAUGUCUUGUCAAGACAGGAACAACAACACCAAUUAUAUCAACGUUGGAACUACGACCAUUAAGAAAUAACUCUUAUUCCACACAAUCAGGCUCCUUGCAACUCAUAUAUCGGCGGUUCAAAAGAAGCCGUGAUUUACGGUAUCCUGAUGAUGUCUACGAUCGUAAAUGGGAGUCAUGCUUAUGGUUUGAUGAAACAGAAAUAAACACCACACUCACUUUGAAUGGGAAUUCAUCUAACCCAUUUGGUGUACCAAAACUUAUAGCUUCGUCAGCUUCAAUGCCUGAAAACGCAAGUGACCCAUUGACCUUUUAUUUGUCUCCUUCAAACCCCAGUGACAAAUUUUUUUUUUACCUUCACUUUGCCGAGAUCCAAGAUUUACAAGCCAACGAAACUAGGGAAUUUGACAUUAUAUUUGAUGGACACGUUACGAAUUCAGCGUAUAGUCCAAAGAAGUUACAAGUUGAUACCGUAUUCAACACAUUACCAAAGAUAUGUGAAGGUUUAUCGUGCAACUGGGAGCUGGUUAGAACUCAGAGAUCAACUCUUCCACCGUUGCUUAACGCUGUAGAGGCUUACAAGGUCGUGGAGUUUCCAUAUUCCGAAACAUAUCCAACGGAUGUCGCUGCAAUGAUGAACAUUCAAACCGCUUAUGGAUUGCGCAUAAUCAGCUGGCAAGGAGAUCCAUGCGUCCCGGUACAAUUGAAAUGGGAAGGUGUUGAGUGUAGCUAUACAGAUAUGUCUACUCCACCAAGAAUCAUUUCUUUAGACUUACGAUCAAAAGGGCUAAGCGGGACCAUAGUGCCUGCACUGCAGUAUUUGACCGAGCUACAAAGACUGGACUUAUCAAAUAACAGUCUAUCUGGAGUGGUUCCCGAAUUCCUAGCAACCAUGAAAUCAUUGAUGAUCAUGUAAGAAAUGAACACAAACACUGCCUGUCUCAUAUUUUUUUGCACUAAUUGUACUGAAUAUCAUGUAACUUUAUUUCUCGACAGAAACUUAUGUUGGAACAAGCUAAACGCUAGUGUUCCUCAAGCCCUUCAUGAUAGAGAAAAGAAAGGGCUCCAGUUAAUGUAAGAUUUGUUAAUUUUGAUUAUUUUACAUUGCUAUAUUAAGAUUUCUAGCACUUGUGGUAUGUAGGAUUAAAGGAAACCCAAAGCUUUGUACGGAUGAUAGGUGCAAAUUUAAAAACAAGAAAAUUUUGGUACCAGUUGUUGCGUCGGUUGCUAGAUUGGUCCUUAUUAUACCGCUGCUAGUACUCAUUUUUAUGUGCACAAAGAAGAAUAUGCGGAAAGGUACUAAAGAGAUAUAUAUAGUUAGUGUAACAUGAAUCAAGGCUUUUAAAUCCCACUGAAAUUAGUUAUAAUGUUGUUAUCUAUGCAGCUCGAAACCAACAGCCGAUUAAGUCGCCGAUUUUAACAACGAAAAUAAGGUUUACAAACCCCAAGCUCCAGGCCAUGACAAAUAACUUUGGAAGAGUUAUUGGAGAAGGAGGGUUUAGGACCGUCUAUCAUGGUUUUUCUCGUUCUAUAUGGAAGGUUCUUGAACUUGCAGUAUCAUGUGUAAUUCCUUCUUCAGCGGGAAGACCAAACAUGUCGCAUGCUGACAAUCAGUUAGAUGAGUGUCUUCUUUAUGAGAAUUCUAAGAAUUUAGAAAGAUUCAAAGAUUUCUAUUGAAGAGAGCAUGUCUUUCGCACAAAUAUCCCCUAAUUGGCGCUAAGAGCUGCUCAA
Molecule: messenger RNA, 2355 nt
Organism: Arabidopsis lyrata subsp. lyrata
Lineage: Eukaryota; Viridiplantae; Streptophyta; Magnoliopsida; Brassicales; Brassicaceae
Product: probable LRR receptor-like serine/threonine-protein kinase At2g28960
Exons: 6
Coding region: 161-1540 (459 amino acids)
Molecular function (GO): protein binding
Source: RefSeq, a predicted model, not a curated record